AGCUCUGCUUUUAUUAGCUGUACUAAUGCGCCUAACAAGAGUGGGACUGGAGUGUUUUGGUUAUCGUAUUUGUAAAUGACCAUAUUUUACCAUUAUAAAGACAAAGGUAUUGUUUACGGUGAUGCUGCGCGACAGUAUGAGGCCAAGCGGAGCACUAGCGACAGUGAUGCUGUUGCUGAUCCAGCUCAUCUGUUUCAAACACAUUCAUGCCGAGGAAUCAGGGACGGUCAUCCCCGCUGAGAGCCGGCCAUGCGUUGAUUGUCAUGCCUUCGAGUUCAUGCAGAGAGCAUUGCAAGACCUGAAGAAAACAGCUUUCAACUUAGACUCACGGACGGAGAAUUUGGUGCUGAGGGCUGAGAAGAGGGCACUGUGCGACUGCAUGCCGGCCAGCAGUCUGCGCUAAAAAAAGUCAGACGUAAACACUGCACUCAGAUAUAGAAACCAUUAUAUACCUAAAGGAUACUACCUGCUCUCAUCAUAAUACACACUCAAACAUAGUUCCUGUCAUGUGUCACAUGAAACAUGUUUUAUCUUUUUAUCUUUCAUCGUAGUAUGUGCAUAGAGUAUCAUAAAUACACAUUCCUGACAAAAGUCAACACAACAUUCCACAGUUUAAAUGUCAAUUAUGAGAGGCACGUAUUAGAGCAGCAGCCAAUACAUUUAAUUUUACAUAAGUGUGUAUAAAGAUAGGGGUAAGUGUUUCCUCUCCAGGCACAAUGCACUGCAAAAUAUUCUGAAAACAUAAAACACACUACUUAUAAUAAUUAUUUACACAGUAGACUAUAUGUUGUUGUUUUUUCCAAAUGUUGAAUUGCAUUUUAUAUUUGUGUUCUAGAAAUAUCUGAUCACAAUAGUCAUUUUAGAUGAAUUACAUUUCAGAAUUGAAAUGUACAUCUGCAGGAGUUGUCUUAAAGAGUGUUCAGUAAGAUUAUUAGAUUAUAGAUACAGUAUAUGAUUAGAAAUGAAGCUGCAUGUGAAGUGAUAGUCUAGAAUUUUAUAUGAGGAUUUAUGAAGAUGGAACUUGAAGUAAGGUUCCUAUAGAGAUUACUUUGCUACUAAGAUGCAAGUUCACAGCUGUAACAAUGUCUUUUUGUGUGUAGAAAUUGUGCAUUAAAACACGACACCAUA
Molecule: messenger RNA, 1128 nt
Organism: Rhinichthys klamathensis goyatoka
Lineage: Eukaryota; Metazoa; Chordata; Actinopteri; Cypriniformes; Leuciscidae
Gene: nicol1
Product: chromosome unknown C4orf48 homolog
Exons: 4
Coding region: 122-403 (93 amino acids)
Source: RefSeq, a predicted model, not a curated record